GCUUGAGAGAUAAACACAUGGCAGCAGAUAUGCUCACGUGACCACAUCCCACUGUGCCGAAGAUCCGGUCCUUUCAACUUUUUAUCCUCAACAUUCCCAACUGUCCAAUAGAAUGCUAAAAUCCGAUAUUCACCCUGGGGGCGCUGCAACUGAUGACGGCUCAAACCGCCGCACGCCAGCGGCCAGGCGUGCGGCCAGAGCCCACCAGACAGAAUUUUCCGCUUGUCCACCCAGUCCAUCGUGGAGAAAAGACCCAGUUUGAGGAGUCAAGCUUUCGCUUUGGCCAAUCGAAACAGGAGCCACAUCUUGAUUCCCACUUUGAAGUCUGAUCGGUGUUAAGAUGGCUCUAUCGCCGGAAUCUUUUCCAGUUUUUAUGCGAGCAAUGCGUCAGUGUGUGUCGACGUUAUGCGAUCUACACCAAGACUUGCCUUGAUAUAAAGAUGUUGCCCCUCCUCUUGGAUCCUCCCAGUGUUUUGCCCCGCAGAAAGUGAUAAGCGGCAAUAUUUUCCUGAGAUCACACCGUCAUGUCCAAUCCUCAUGAACACGAACAUGCACCCGAGGUUGCUAGACCCGAGUCUCUCUCUUCCUUGAGCACGGAUUCGGACUCGACACACUCUGGCCGUCGAUCCCGGUUUGGCUCGAUUGCCAGUUCGCUUCGCGCGAGGUCGAGCUCUCGACCGAGAUCUACUGAGAUUCGCAGGAUCUAUUCAGGGCGCCAUCUCGAUGACCACUCCGUUUACCACGGUGAAGAUGACAGUAUCGGCAUGUCACAGGACAAUGUCGACGAGGAGGAUGUAAAUGCGGCGCUCGAAGUCCGAGAUGGGAUUGUGAACGAGCGGGAUCUCGAUUUGGAGGCGAACAGGGCUGGUCCAACUGACCUUGAGAAAUCCCAGACAGCUGGUUCGCGGCCUACACCAGAUCCUAAACUCGUUACAUGGAACGGACCGGAUGAUCCUGAUAACCCCAAAAAUUGGCCGAUGCGCAGAAAGUGGUCGAUUGUUCUGAUGGUGUCGUGCUUUACCUUUAUCUCUCCAGUCUCAUCGUCUAUGGUGGCGCCGGCCCUAACAUCUCUUGCGAGAGAUCUACACAUUACAGAUGCGGUCGAGUCGCAGCUCACGCUAUCGGUCUUUGUCCUGGCAUAUGCCGUUGGCCCGCUUUUCCUCGGUCCUCUUUCUGAAAUCUACGGGAGAGUGAUCAUUCUCCAGCUGGCAAACUUGUUCUACUUGGUGUUUAACAUUGCGUGCGGUGUCUCACAGACCAAGGCGCAGAUGAUUGUGUUUCGAUUCUUUGCGGGGCUAGGUGGUAGUGCUCCGCUAGCGGUCGGUGGUGCGGUCUUAUCAGACUGCUUCAAACCCGAAGAGCGAGGCAAAAGCAUUGCAAUCUACAGUCUUGCCCCCCUCCUCGGCCCCGCUUUAGGCCCCAUAGCUGGGGGCUUCAUUGCCGAGAACACCACCUGGCGCUUUGUCUUUUACGCAACCUCGAUCGUCGACGGCGCCAUCCAAAUCGCCGGCCUCUUCCUGCUAAAGGAGACCUACGCCCCCAAGAUUCUCAGCGCACGCGCAAAGAAGCUCCGCACAGAAUCCAACGACCCCUCCUACCAAACCGAAUCCGAACGCCUCAACAAACCCCUCUCGCAAGUCCUCCGCACAGCCCUAAUCCGCCCUUUCCGCCUCCUAGCCACGCAGCCAAUCGUCCAAGCCAUUGCCCUCUACCUCGCCUACAUCUACGGAAUCAUGUACCUCGUCCUCUCGACCUUCCCAACCCUCUGGACCGGCGAAUCCUACUACAACGAGUCCAUCGGCAUCGGCGGCCUAAACUACAUCUCGCUGGGUCUCGGCUUCUGGCUCGGCUCGCAGCUUUGCGCCCCGCUCAACGACCGCAUCUACCGGCGCCUGAAAGCGAGGAACAACAACAUCGGGCGCCCCGAAUUCCGCGUGCCCCUGCUCUACAUCGCCGCCGUCCUAACCCCCGCAGGGUUGUUUAUCUACGGCUGGACGGGCGAGAACCGCGUACACUGGAUCGCGCCCAACAUCGGCGCCGCGAUUUUUGGGAUGGGCAACAUUAUCACAUUCCAGUGCGCGCAGACAUACAUGAUUGAUUCGUACACGCGGUUCGCGGCGAGUGCGCUGGCGGCGAGUGCGUGUAUGCGCUCGCUGUGUGGGUUCGCGUUCCCGCUGUUUGCGCCAUACAUGUAUGAUGCGUUGCAUUUUGGGUGGGGGAAUAGUCUUCUCGGGUUCAUUUCGUUGGGGCUGGGCAUACCGGCUCCAAUUUUCCUCUGGAGGUAUGGGGCUGCCCUGCGGAAGAAGAGUACGUAUGCCGCCGGGUAGGCGCUCUUGUUUCGCUUGUUGAUUUUACAUAUCUAUUUAUACAUGUACAUAAAGUAGUGAUAGUGACUUUUAACCUUGAUACCCUCAGUACCUAUCCUUUUCUCGAAACAAGUUCA
Molecule: messenger RNA, 2443 nt
Organism: Aspergillus calidoustus
Lineage: Eukaryota; Fungi; Ascomycota; Eurotiomycetes; Eurotiales; Aspergillaceae
Source: the annotation of a GenBank genome assembly